AUGGCUCUUCAUCUGGUUCUGUUGACGUUGUAUGUGGUGCUUACGUUGACCGUAGCACAUGCUGCACGCACUGCUGUGGUGAUGGGAUCUCCUGAACUGCAGAAGACGCACUCCAAGUUCUUUAAGCUACUCGAAGACCGAGGUCAUGAGCUAAGCUUCUUUAACAGUGGGGAGAGUGAGAAGCAGUCGCUCGAGUUGGAGAUCUAUGGAGAGCGUGCGUAUGAGAAUCUAGUGCUGUUUACACCUCAGAAGGCAUUGGGAUCUCUACGCAAGUCGGACUUGUUGCAUUUUGUAGAAGAAGGAGGAAACGUGCUGCUGUCUGCUAGCAAGAAGAUUACUAAGGUCCAGCGUGACUUUGCACUCGAGUGCGGCGUCGAGUUUGAAAAGAAAGGCAACGUGGUGUUGGAUCACGUCAAUCCCAUUGCAGAUGAUGACGACAUUUACAAUUCGGUGAUUGCUGCCGAGGACUUUGUGGCCUCGGAACGCGUAGUUGGAUCACUGGCCUUAACGCCCAAGCCUGUCGCCUUUUCUGGCGUGGGCAUGUCACUCGAGCCCAACAAUGUCCUGGCUUUUCACGCGCUCAUGGCGCCUGCCAGCGCGUACUCGGCCAAUCCGGUCAAGCCCAUCACGAACAAGGUUGUAUCUCGUGAUCUGCUUUUCGGCAACCAGAUUGGUCUUGUGACUGCGGUGCAGGGCCGCAACAACGCCCGCCUCAUCUUUUCUGGCUCGCUUGACCUCUUUAGCGACAAGUACUUGGACAACAAGAAGUUUGCCAACGCCGAGUUUGUCGACGCUGUGACCAAGUGGGGAUUUCAGGAGAGCGGUGUGCUCCGCAUGACCAAUGUGAAGCAUCACCGUGAAGACGGAUCGCAACCGGCUAAGAUGCUGAGCGACGCGAAUCGUGGCGACCAGCCGAUUACGCUGUACCCGGACGCCGAGGUGGCGCGCGACUCGCUUGUGUACCGUGUGAAGGACAAUCUUACAUACUCGUUGGACCUGCACGAGCUCAAGGAUGGAAAAUGGUUGCCAUACGAGGCUGACGACGUGCAACUGGAGUUCGUCAUGCUAGACCCUCACGUGCGUACGACGUUGACGCACGACAAUAAGGGGCACUUUUCCGUGACUUUCGAGGCGCCUGACGUGUAUGGCAUCUUCCUUUUUCGUGUGAUGUACCGCCGUCUGGGACUGUCGACGAUCUACACGACGACGCAGGUUUCGCUGCGCCCAUAUAAGCAUGACGAAUACGAGCGCUUCAUCCCAGCCGCCUACCCGUACUACGCCUCAGCCUUCUCGAUGAUGGUCGGUGUGUUCCUGUUCAGCGUGUACUUUCUGUUUUACGAUGGCAAACAGUAA
Peronospora farinosa is the source of this 1353-nucleotide messenger RNA. NCBI's taxonomy places the organism in Eukaryota, Oomycota, Peronosporomycetes, Peronosporales, Peronosporaceae. The record is from the annotation of a GenBank genome assembly.